Molecule: messenger RNA, 516 nt
Organism: Paramuricea clavata
Lineage: Eukaryota; Metazoa; Cnidaria; Anthozoa; Malacalcyonacea; Plexauridae
Source: the annotation of a GenBank genome assembly
AUGGUGUACCCAUAUAUGACAAUAUGGUUAUUUCAAAAACAUUGCAAUUGUGCCUCCGCCAAACUGUUCUGUUGCCACACUGGCUGGAAAAUAACCCUCGAAGGCAGCUGCUUCACUCACGCUGCAGCGUCCAGAUCUGCUCCUAUGGAAGGAGAGGCCCUAGCUAUUGCUGGCGCACUAGACAAAGCUCGUUUCUUCGUCUUGGGCGGUGGGAAAUUAAUUGUCGCUGUUUAUCAUAAAUGCCUGGAAUACAGCUCUAACGUACGGUUACGCAAAACCCUUCGCUACCGCUUUCAAAUGGUCCAUAUCCCCGGUAUCAAGCAUAAGGCUGCAGACGCAAUGUCACGACACCCAACCGGACCCCAUAACCCUGAAGCCCUUCCCAUCCCAGAUGAUAUUACUGCCAUGAACGAAUCAUGCAACACAAUACUCCCUCCCUUCAUACCCUUUGGACACCUUUUCCUUGCUGGCAUACGUUCUAAAACACCCCACUCUAUUAUCACCCCCAGACCUUGA